CCACAACCGCCAUCGCACUACUACAUAAAGUACAGCACACUCCCUACUCGUCACUCGCCACCAAAAUCAUCAUUGCAGAUUAGUCGACCCAACUACCAUCAUACGCACCAACAUGGGCAUUUUCAGCAAGAAGUCUUCCUCCACAAAGAUUCCGCCUGUGGCACCACAGCAGCCACAAGGUCCCGGAGGCUACGGGGCUCCUCCUCAGGGACAGAGCUUCAAUGGCGGCUACGGGGGUCCACAAGGACGUCAGGGAGGCGCAUAUGCCGGCUUGCAGCCUCAGGGCGCAUACAAUCCCCAGCAGGGCUACGGCCAACAGCCACCACAGCAGGGCCCGUAUGGCGGAGGCUACCAACAGCAACCACCCCCUCAGCAUGCAUUCCAGCAAACAUCCCUCUAUCGCGACGCCAAGGCACCCACCAAGCUCGGAUCAGGCUAUGACCAGAUGAUGGGCGGCGGGCAAACAGGUCAACGAGGAGGAGCAGGAGGCAGGCCUCCCCCCGUAGACGACCUCGAAGCCGAGUAUGGAGCUGGAGCUGGAGCUGGAGCUUCCUCUUCUAGGUACAACGGAGGCGGCGGCCAUGACGGCGGAGAGCAGGCACAAGAGAUGACCGAAGAAGACGAGGAGAUUGAGGGCAUCAAGCAGCAGAUGAGAUUUACAAAGCAAGAGUCGCUCAGCUCAACUCGUAAUGCGCUCCGUAUUGCUAGGGAAACGGAGGAGACUGCCAGCGGCACCAUCCUCAAGCUGGGAGAGCAGAGUGACAAAAUUGCAAACACCGAGCGUCACCUGGAUAUGUCCAAGGCUCACUCUUCUCGAGCAGACGACAACGCCCGAGACAUCGUCUCCCUCAACCGCUCCAUCUUCCGUCCUAACUUUCAGAUGGACAAGAAGGGUAAGCGGGACGCAGAGGAGGCUCGUAUCCUCAAUCGUCAUAUCGAGGAGAGGGAAGAGAGGGAGAAUACUAGAGCCGAGGCGCUUCGUGCUCAGAAUCGAGCCGAUCAGGUCCUCUCUGGCGCGGGUACGGGUAGCGGAAGAUUUGCCGAUCGAUUUGGUGGAGGCAGAUUCGGAGGAGGUGCUGGUGGUGCCAAGCCAAUGAGCGCAGAAGACACACAGAAGAACAAGCUGGCCAAUCGGUCUCGCUACCAGUUCGAGGCGACGGGCAGUGAUGACGAGCUCGAGGCCGAGCUGGAGGACAACUUGGAUGAAAUUGGUCAGCUCAGCGGUCGACUGCAGCAGCUGGGCAAGGCGAUGGGUACGGAGAUUGACGAGCAGAAUGCACGCAUCCAGAGGAUCUCGGAGAAGGCGAACAAGCUCGACACGAGGGUGUACGGCAGCACGCAGAGAUUGGAGAGGAUCAAGUGAGAGGUCGUUGCCGCAUUGUAUGCCCGACUUCAUGUCUUUUCAUGCAUCCAUGCCCUCAUGAUUUCAAUUGCAUCCAGGUCUAAUGCUACCCAUCUAAUAUGGCUUGAGGCGUCGCUUGAAAGUAACCUUGGCGGUCGCCACGAGUCCCCCAGCCCAGAAAUGCUGCGCCCCCUCGUUCUCAUUUUGCGAGGGACAGACCGUAGCAAGCUGGAUACCCUACACUAGCACGCAUCCACC
This is a messenger RNA of Microstroma glucosiphilum, 1600 nucleotides long. RefSeq lists its product as hypothetical. The transcript is spliced from 2 exons. The record is from RefSeq and is a predicted model, not a curated record. Gene Ontology annotation, cellular component: SNARE complex; plasma membrane. NCBI's taxonomy places the organism in Eukaryota, Fungi, Basidiomycota, Exobasidiomycetes, Microstromatales, Microstromataceae. Gene Ontology annotation, molecular function: SNAP receptor activity; syntaxin binding. Bases 113 to 1363 code for a protein of 416 amino acids. Gene Ontology annotation, biological process: exocytosis; vesicle fusion.